Messenger RNA from Orussus abietinus, 1922 nucleotides. RefSeq names its product protein TBRG4. Bases 168 to 1844 code for a protein of 558 amino acids. NCBI's taxonomy places the organism in Eukaryota, Metazoa, Arthropoda, Insecta, Hymenoptera, Orussidae. Gene Ontology annotation, biological process: regulation of mitochondrial mRNA stability. The transcript has 10 exons. The record is from RefSeq and is a predicted model, not a curated record.
CUGCCGUGGCGUGCCAUGAUAUCACCUAACCAAAAAAUAUAUUUAUGAAUUCUUUAAUAACAGAAAACGUUAUUUAUGAAGUGAUUUAACUUCCGGGAUAAUUUCAGAAGCAGCGUAAGGCGUAAGAUUCCAACUGACUGUGUUUCCUGGUCGGAGCAGUGAACUUGAUGGCAAUGAUACAUUUUGCACGAAUUUUAUCUAAUGGAGCGUCAAGGCGUACUACUCGAGCAUCAGCUGGAAUCACGACUCAACAACUGUUGACAGCUAGUUCGACCGCAGCGAUUCCCAAUCCUGUACUGCCUAAGAAAAGUGAAAAGUCUACGAACAGAACAAAAAUAGCCGCAUCAACAUCAGCUGAGGGUAGUGAGUCAACGAUAAGUACCUUCAUGGACAUUAUAAACAAGUCAAGAAAAUCUACCACUGCUUCCCAAAUGUUGACUUCAAGUUCAGACACAAUAAUUGACAACUUAUUAAAUCUUACGAGCGACAUUAAAUUGUCAAAAGAAAAGGCCUCAGAAACGUUAUCGAAGCUUAAGCAAUGGGCAGAGCAGAACAAUAUUUCUAUGGUUAAGUACGAAAAGGAUGAAAGAUAUAAAAAACUUUAUAGAGCGACAAAGCAUACAGAGAAAAAAAGUAAAGUAGUGAACGUAAUUGAGAGCGAUAGAAUGGAAAUGAUAAAUCAUCUGUCUCUUGCCGAUAGUAUAGACCAUUUGACGGAUAAUGAACUUGCUGCGUUACAAGUAUCUGAAAUGAUUCAGCUUCUGGAGGCACUGGCUCAAAAAAGAAGGAGGCCCGUACCGCUACUUAAAGCCAUGACUUCUAAUUUGACGAGGAGACUUAAGGAUUCAGAGCUUGAUAUUAAGAGGCUAAGUGAUUUGCUUUACAGCAUAAGCAUUUUAAACUUUCCCGAAGAGCCUCUAUUGGACCAGAUAUGUAUAAAAUUGCGGGAUAUGAUAAAGGACAACAAAAACAGUGCAGUUAUUGGUUCAAUUUUCACAUCAUUGGGUCAGCUACGUUAUAAGAAUGAGACAUUAUUGACGGCACUGUAUGAUUGGAUGCUAGAAAAUACCGAUAUCAUUAGGCCACGGGAUCUCACUGCCUGUGUGUUAACAGUGGCAACGUUGGGACACAUUUCCAAUUCUUCUAUUAAUAUUUUCAAACAAAUAGUGAAACCAAUAGGAGAAGUUAAUUUAACAAAGUCAGAUAAUUGGUUGGACAUUGUUUGGUCUGCAGCAAUAUUAGAACAAGUAACGGAAGAGCAGGUUUCAUCGGUCUUGAAUAAACAAUAUAUUGAAAGAUUAGAAGUCUCACGAGGUGUUGCUGUACCAAAAAAAUUUAAGCUGUUGCAAGUCAACGCUUAUGCUCAACUAAUUAUGAAAAAUUAUCAAGGUCCAUUAUUAGACAAGAAUUCAGAAAUAUUUUCUGUGUCGCUUGAAAGAGCGAAAGAGAAAAUCCUACUUGCAGAAGCAUUAUUUGAUGCAUUAAAUAGAUUACUGCCGUCAUCAUCGUAUCUUAAUAAAAAUAUCAAUACAGGCAUGGGUCUACUGUUAGAUGCCGAAUUCUAUAUGGAUUCAGAAGGUAAUCCAGUUCUCGUUAAGAAUCAAAAUGAGACUAGCCCAAAUUUGAUUAAGGUGGCAGCAGUGAUACAGAACUAUCACGAUACUUGUAAGGGAAAGCAAGAUCCCGUUGGACUAUUCACCUUGUUUAUUAAAUUAUUAAAACAAAAAGGCUACGAAGUCCUUGUUAUUCCGUAUACGGAAUUCAAAUCAACCGAUACUUUAGUGGAACGAAUAAAAUAUAUUAGUAAAAGGUUAAAAUCUAUAGCAAAGAAACCAGCCACGUAGUUUACUGUAUCCUGGUCUUGUAAAAUUAAUAAAGUACAUCGAUGACGUUUGAACGUAAUGUCGAUGAAAAUAAUUGUA